This is a messenger RNA of Phytophthora nicotianae INRA-310, 486 nucleotides long. RefSeq lists its product as hypothetical. The record is from RefSeq and is a predicted model, not a curated record. The coding region runs from base 1 to 486 and encodes 161 amino acids. The transcript has a single exon. Lineage: Eukaryota; Oomycota; Peronosporomycetes; Peronosporales; Peronosporaceae.
AUGUCUUCAUCCGAUUCCUCCACUAAGAUGUCGUACCGUUUCUUGGGAAACUCCGGCCUGCUGGUUUCCAAGCUUAGCCUUGGAGCGUGGAUGCAGUACAAGGAGGAAAAUACCGUGGACGCGUGGUAUGAAAUGAUGAAGACGGCGUUCAAGCAUGGCGUUAACUUCUUCGACACGUCUGAGAUGUAUGCCAAUGGCCACGCUGAGAAGCUUCAAGGCGGUGCUGUCAAUAAGGGCAUCAUAGCUGUGCGUGCCAUGAACUAUGUCAUUGAGCAAGGGUGGGCGUGGGUUGUCUCCAAUGAAAACGUGUCGACUGCGUUGGUUGGCGCGAGCCGUCCAUCUCAGCUCGAGGAGAACCUGAAAGCUCUGGAGUUCGUUGACAAGAUUACGCCAGAAGUCAAGGCCCAGAUCGAUGACAUCGUCAACUUUGUGCCGACAGUGGCUACAAUGGAUACGUUUGCGUACGUGCGCGAACGCCACCUGUAG